Molecule: messenger RNA, 1320 nt
Organism: Lasiosphaeria miniovina
Lineage: Eukaryota; Fungi; Ascomycota; Sordariomycetes; Sordariales; Lasiosphaeriaceae
Exons: 3
Coding region: 1-1320 (439 amino acids)
Source: RefSeq, a predicted model, not a curated record
AUGGAAAAAGGAACUGGCCGCAUUACCCUUUCCAACGGCAGUGCAGAUUUCGGGCCCCUCCCUCCAUCCUUCAGCGCCACCGGCAAUGGUAAGGGAACUCCCAACCUCUCUGCGGGCCCCGAGGACUGUGCCGACGAAUUCUUUGACUGGCCUCGGUAUGAGAGGGACAUGGAAGACGUAGUCACACAGUCCUCACUCAUGGAUGGAGAUUCCCAGGCCAGCCCCCCGGCUUUAACCACCGGAUCCUCCGUCACCGCGUUACGUGACAAUGACAACGAUGAUGACUGCGUGAUGACUGAUGUCGCGCCUCAGGCACCAGAACUCCCCAUUGUUUGGCCAAAGGUCUCCGACGCCCAGCUGCCGCGCGAACAGGAGAUCCAUAUUUUCAUCAUGCCAUCUGGCGAGACCCAAGGCCCAUCACCACCACCCACACCAAACACCGGGCAUACCCGGGGCCGUACCGUAAAGAAGCCCGAGCAGACGAAGAAGGUGCGGGAUAAAGGGGCAUGCUUCCAUUGCAGAAUUGGUCGGGUGGCUGUCAGUAAAACCCCGUUCCGUCGCCAUCGCUGGAAUUGGGAAAGCCAAUGCUUCAGGCCGUCGCUGGAGCAGUUUAUCGAAAGCCGAGUCCCAAUCAAGCUCCUCGUCUCCUUCCCCAGCAAGCCCGGGAAGUGCGAGCUGGAAGUCGACGCCAGAGCUUUCAAAACGCAUUAUGGUGGCGGCGACCCAGUUUCUGUAGUGAUAUUGCCGAUCGAAGGGCUUUCUGAAGAAAAGAUGUACGCCUGGGCAGCGAGCCAAGUACUCACAGAGUCCGAGAAAGACUUCCAGGCUUGCGUCGAGGGGCUUCUCCAGGGCUAUGAGCGCAAUAAUACCCUAGACAAGGCUGCCGGGAACUUCCUGGAGCAUAAGAAACACAAGAUCUUGAAGAGGCUGAUGCUUAACCUGCUGCACAUGAUGCAGAUGUGGAAGAUCUGGAGCUCGGGGCCCUUCGUUAUUCGACAAGUCCUCGACAACGGGAACGGAAAACCAACCAGCAUGGGCUUCCAAUCUAUCCAGAAUCAUCUUCGCCGGCACGCUGAACAAGCCAUGUCGUCGCUCGAGCGCCACAUCCUCGGUGAUAUCGACGGGUACUUGUCUUCGACCGAAUCUGGAAAGGAGGACACUUCUCUCAGUUCCGUACUCCAGGUUGCCAUGUGGGUGUCACUAUGGCAGAUCAUCUUGAUCUACCGGGAGUCGCUGGGCUCAAUGUCGCCUCGGCAACAAACACUAGGGUCUGACGGUCAGUUCACUUCUCCGUCUCUGGUUGGGGUAGACAGCUGCUGA